Messenger RNA from Mizuhopecten yessoensis (Yesso scallop), 6242 nucleotides. RefSeq names its product poly [ADP-ribose] polymerase 15-like. Lineage: Eukaryota; Metazoa; Mollusca; Bivalvia; Pectinida; Pectinidae. Gene Ontology annotation, cellular component: nucleus; cytoplasm. The record is from RefSeq and is a predicted model, not a curated record. Gene Ontology annotation, molecular function: NAD+ poly-ADP-ribosyltransferase activity; transcription corepressor activity. Gene Ontology annotation, biological process: negative regulation of gene expression. The transcript has 4 exons. Bases 332 to 1234 code for a protein of 300 amino acids.
GUCUUUCCUUGUAUAACUAAAAGUUGAUAUAAUUCAAAUUCAAAAGGUUUCUUUUAACUACACAUAGAGCUUCAACUGGAUGGUAGGACUAUAUAAACUAAGAGGGUUGAACAUUUUUUAAUCUAAGGAAUUUUGCUGACAAUAUUAUGCAUAAGGUAUAUAUGAAUAGAAUAACAUUCAUAUUGGUUUUUUUUUUAAAUUACAGCGAGCAAAGCUUGACGAAUUUAAAGAAUCACUUGGUGUAGAGGUGAUAUUUGAAAAACGACCUCCUCGUAUUAGACUAUCAGGUUUGCCUGUGAAUGUUAAAAAAGCUUCAAAUGAGAUCGACCACAUGAUUAUGGAUAUUCAAAGAUUGCAUCUGACGAAAGAGAAAGAAAAGAUCACCGCACAAUGCGUUGAAUGGUCAGUAAUUGCGGAAUGCAAUGACGGUAAAAACUUCCUACCUUAUCCAGAGGAACUUAACCAUCAGAUCGAAAACGACUACCAACAGCAACGCCCAAAAAGUACAUUUUGUGACGAGAAAGGUACCUGUUACGAAAUUGACUUUUCAGCUAUGGAAGAAUAUCCCGUCAAUGACCAGAACGACCGAGCGACAGUUUUACGUAAAGACAAGCUACAGCCGACCAAAGAUGCCCGUCUUCAGCCUCCGACGACAUGGACCCCGAUGACCGAUCAGGACACAAUUACCGUUGUACCGAUUCAAGCAACUGAUGCCGAGUAUACAGACGUGUUAAAAGAUUUCUACGUUACAAUUGGAAAUAUGAAUCCCACAAUAGUUAAGAUUGAAAGAAUACAAAACAAGACACUGUACCAUCAGUAUAUGACUAAAAAGGCAGAGAUGGACCGAAGCUGCAGCGGACAGAGUGAAAAAAUGCUGUGGCAUGGAACUGCAGAGGGUGCUGUAGACAGUAUCAACAUGUAUGGCUUCAACCGCAGCUUCUGUGGGAAAAACGCAACUGUACAUGGCGACGGUGUAUACUUUGCGUGCAACUCCGAGUAUUCAGCCAGAGACACAUACUCACCUAUUAACCCAGCUGGACAGAAAAAGAUGUACAGAUGCCGUGUCCUCGCAGGGGACUUUACACAGGGACGAGGAGGAAUGCGUGUCCCUCCAGCAAAGAAAGGUCACAUUCUAUACGACUCUGUAGUCGAUGACACGAACAAUCCAAAUAUGUUCAUCAUUUUCAACGACACCCAGGCUUACCCUGAGUACUUGAUAACAUUCACAAAAUAGACAAGGCUGACAUCAACCAAUUCCAUUGAUGUAUAUAGAAAAUACUAUACGUGACAAACAAGACUAUGAGGAAUUGUAGCUAUGUUUGAACUAAGUUUCCAAGGUAUUGAAGCUUUUUUUCCGUUUCGUCAUAACAAUCAGGAAUCAUCCGCUUUGUAAAUGCUAGUUUAUACAUUCUCUUUUAAGAUAGGGAGGUGAUUUUGACCAAAUUCCUCGUAGAUUCAUUUACUAUACUUCAGCUAUAUGCAUGUGAGGACAUUUUAUCCUGAUAAUUAUGUGGAGAUGAUGAUUGUUAUAAACUGUCAUAUGAGGCUUAUUGAUUUUUCGAGCUUACUGUAACAAUAUGUUUAAAGAUUGUAAAUAUUGAAUAUGAAAUAACUGAAUUAGGAAUUCGAUUUCGAUAAUGUUUGAGUACAUGCCGAAAUGUUAUUGGUUCUGUGUAAAAAUAUCAAGCACGUAUAUAGUGGUGUAUUCUUCAAUGUCUUGUCCAAAAGGGAUUUCGGAGAGUUCUUUGCAGUGUAAGGGGUAAACCAACCAUAUAAAUAACUAAAAGCGUGAUGAAAUAUCCACUUAGUAAAGGGUAAUUUUGACAAAAAGCAAAAACGUAAGAUUGUACUUUUUUGAAUAGCUCACUAGUUUAUAUUCAGAUUUGUUUUACAUUUUGAAUCAUAGUUAUACAUAUUGUUCUUAUUCUUCAUUAUCACUUGAUGAAAAACUAACAGCACUAUAUUUCUUUCAACAUCUUGAUUAAAAUUAUUCCAAACACUACCACACCUUACACAAACCAUCACUUUAGAGCGUUAAUGGAUGGGAUGAUAUUGUUUGGUCUGUUUCGAUUUAAGAUGAGAUCAUAAUUAAGGAUACAUUUGUCAUAACAUCAGUGACAUUAUAAGUUAUAAUUUUAUUACUUGCUUAUGCAUCAUGUUUAUAACACUUGCAUAUAUUAACCAAUAAGCCCAUAUGUAACAGAUUAAAACUUACAUGUAGUUAUACGAUAAGUCAUAAAUACGAUGAACAAUAUAGUAGAUUUUAAAAUCACGUGUAACAUUGAUUGUACUUUACAUUUUAUUAGAAGUGCAUGUAGUUAGUGGAGCUUACGUAUUUGAAGUGAUUUGUUUCAAUUACAUGUCUCUUUGUUAAUUAAUGUUUGGCACUUCAAUAAUGGUACGGAAAUUGACACAAUCUAAGAAAAUAUACUGUAUUUAUAUGUAGAUGAGUGGUCAUGGUGAAAUAUAUUACAGGUGUACAGAAGGUGAGACAGUAAUUUGAAGUACAAGCUAUUCCAACCUAAGUUAACACCUUUUAACACCAAAUUGGCCGACAAAUAGAUUUACAUACAUUUCACGCACGGAUAUUAAUCUUGCAUUUUCACACCAGAUCUAUACUGUGUGUAUGUAAGCUGUUAAGGAUACCCAUGACACUGCUAAAUGUAAAUAUGCGUUAGUGACUUUUAACUGCAUCACUAUAGCUUCGAUAAAAAAAUCAUUUCUGGAAAGUAAACAAUAAUUUGCGGAAGUUUUACAAAACAAAAACUAGCGAUUUGUGACAGUAACCCUUCACAAUUAUUACCAUCAUUGCCGAUUAAGUUGGUUACUGAUAGCAGUUACAUAUAAGACCUGUCAGAAAACUGUAACACUAUUUGUUGAAAUAUAUUUGAAGUGGCCAUCAAACUAUCCCUGUAUUGUUGUAAUAAACAUAGCGUAAAUAUAUAACCAUGGUACUGUACCACUAUUCAUUUUUGUAACAUAUAUAUCGCCUGUUACACUGUAUAACCAAAACGUUAUUUUGAAUUGUUAUAAAGUCGCAUAAUGAACACUAUGAUUAGAACGCUAUUUGCUUAUUUUAGUUAAAAUGUAUUGCCUGUUAUAACAAACAAACAACUAUUUAUUUAUUGUUGUAACAGAUUAUAAACCGUUAUAACCAAAACUGUAUUUGUUAAUUAAUUAAACAACUAUGUUUGAGUGGGUGGAUAUCACACAUUACAGUGGUUUUGGCAAGGACAUUCGCAUUAAUAUGUCGUUACCAGGGAAGAAUGAUUCUCAAUAUGUCCCGUGAUUAUAUGUUAUUUUUACCAGAUAUCAUCACUAUGAUAUCUUUUUGUGAGGUUUAUUCCUGUCAUAUUUUUUCGUCAUCAUAAUAUAUAGAAGACCAUUUUCAAACGAAUAUGAUGACCUACCCGUAAUAAUGAAAUGUUUUCCCAUACCCAAGCGAUCAUUCUGUCUUGCACUUUACUGAAGUCAUGCAUUGACAUAGUUAAAAAAAACUAAGGUAUAGUUAUCGAAAAUAAUAUUCAGGAUCAGGUCUUCGAAAACUUGUGGAUAUUAAUAAUACUAUCUCUCAGCUGAAAGUUACAGUGUACACUGAAUAUAGUUGAUCCAGGUACGGAAUUAUAUUUCCGUUAUUCAGGAAUGUAUUGAUUGAAUGUGUAACUUCUCUUUCGGAGAAUUGAUGUCUUUAUUUGUCAAUUGAUGAUUUUAUCUAUACAACAUAUAUUGGUUGCUGUCAUUACUUACACUGUUUUGUAAAUAAUAUAUAAAUACGUAAAGGGGCGUGUCAGAAUGGGUACACGUAAUGAACAGGAUAUCGUAUAAGUCGUCCCACUCUGACGUCACACGUCGUUCCGUGUCUCGGUCACUACACAUAUCAUUGCAUCAAAUUACCGUAAAAUAUGAAAUUAUAUCAUCGUGGCCAUAAUUCUUUAAGUCUUUUACAACGAUUUUGAUUUUGUUUUUUUACAAUUACAACUAGAUUGUAUUUGCCGUGCAAACUUCAGCUUAUACAACAUGUCAAUAGUUGGAUGUAUCAUCGAACUUGGCCCAUAUAAAGCAUCCUAUAUUUUAAUAAUAAUUUCAGUUCAUAAAAUUAUGUUUUUAAAUUACCACUUUGGAGUUUUUGCCGAAAAUAAGAUUCAAAAUCAAUGUUCAUAUAAAGACAAUCUCAUAAUAUGUAUAUGAAAUGUGAAAUCGACAUAGAAUAGAAUAAGCAUCUUUGAUAAGAUUGGCAAUUGUUAUCAUCAUCCGACUCUUGAGAUUCUCCAAUCUGAGUCUUUUUUCUGACAAUUUUCUUGAAAUUACAAUCAGAUUAUAUUUGCCGUACACACUGAAGCUUAUUAGACAUGUCAAAGGUUGGAUAUAUAUAAUCGAUCUUAAAACAUAUGAAGCGUUUUGUUUCAUAAUAAAAGAUUUUGAUUUCAGAUAAUAAACAACUGAUUAAAAAUGAUAUUUUCGUCGGAAAUAUAGUAAUUGAUGAAUAAAACUGUAUCUUAAAUGACAUGUUUGAUAAUUAAGAGUUGUUUUAAGUGUUUAUUAUUAUUAUCAUAACCAGAAAGCAUUGUAUGUUUUACAUCCCUGCCGAUAUGCUGUGUAAAUCCAUCGACGGGGAUUUCCUGCUGAGAGAUCUCCCAUACGGGUGGUAUCGCUAGAUAAUGACGCAGAUGUCUGUAUAAUCAAUGUUUAAAGUUUAAACACAUAUAUAUAUAUGUAUGGAAACUGCUGAUAUCAGUCUAGGAUUCUAAUGUAGAGGUAAAUACAUUAAACCGUUUGUUAUCAAAUAACUCAAAUAUGAAAUAUUUAUCGAUGUUUAAUACCUUCUAUUAGGGUCGCUAAGUAUUUUUGUUUUUCCCUCGCCAGUAGAAUUCCUAGCGUAUGACGCAGACUUGUUUGAUCGUUUUAUAUAUAAGCGAUAGGUCCCUGUUGAUUUUCGUUAUAUUUCAAAUUUAUUUACGUUAGCUUCCAGAGCUUUACCUGUUAGGUUCUUUUGAGUAUCCUCGUACCGCUGCUAAAAACAGUAACUUUGAUUAGAAACUUUUAUCUUAUAUAACAAUGGCGUAAAUAGAUAAAUAAAGGAACAAAUAUCGUUGGAAACUUUUAUGGAAAAUGAUAAAUACAAAAUGAAAAAAAAUCAACAAUAAAAUUCGGAUAUUGAAAACACUGGCAUGGACUUCCAAUCAAAAUAUGGUCUCUGUAACAAACUGAGCUGUUACUUAUUAGGGGUAGCUACCUCGCUUAUAAUUCAAUUACAGCUUUAUCUAAAACGAAAUUAAAGGGAGACAACUCUAUGCAUGGAAAAAUAAUCUUCUUGUUUUGCCUGCGGUGGGACAGGGAUCCUUAAUCGUAUGAGCCUUAUAAAUAGUUUGACAGUGAUAGUUGACUUACUGUAGCUAAUUAUUAAUCAAAGCUAAAGAUGAUCGUAUUUCGUUAUUUUCUGGCAUGUUUUGUUUCAUGAAGUUGUGGUAUGAAAGGAAUUUUUAUACUGUCUUUGGUACUCGAAAAAUUCUAAUAACGUUAUAUAUUUUUGUUAACUUGGACAUUUUUUCGAAAAUCAGCGGGAACCAUUAUUUCUGUAAGAUGCUUAUAAUUUAUAUAGUAUCGGCUUUAAGGCGUGUGCAUUUUCUUCGCAAAACCAUUCCUUUCAAUCUAGUUGGACUUUGCAAUUUUCACAUAUGGUGACUUACAUAACCUCACAAUUACUACGAAUGGGGUUUCUGAAUAAAAUUCACAUUUUAUUCCUUGUUAGCAGCAUACAUUCCAAUUAUUCAAUAUCACUAAGUUUUACAUAAGUUCCCAUUCUGGUUGGCGAAACAGAAGAAAAUUUGAAAAGACAGUAUACAGUUUCCCUACUUGUGUCUAACAACCAAUUUCUUUAAUUGUCAAUUCCGAGAAAAAGUAUUUGAAUAUUGUAAACCCUGACUCUUCGUUUCUCUUUAUCAGCACAUCGCAAGUGCUGUGCACAAAAAAACGUAACUUUCAGUUUAAAAUUACAUUAAAUUUAUAUAUUGCUUUACGGAAAGCUUUAUCAAACAUGUUGUUGGAAUUACUCACUUUUCGUAUAUUGUUUUAAUAUCUAUUCAUAAAACACCCCUCUAGCUAAUAAUCACAACACGUGCAUUGUCAACUUGCUCUUUGAGUUCAAUGAAACAACAUGAAAGGAAUGUUGAAUUCAGUUUGUGUACACAAUUUUUGCUUAUUAUUUGUUUGAUAAUUUCUAAAAUAAUAAAACUAUCAUUUCU